AUGUUUGCAAAUCAAGAGGAUUUUUGGACUUCAGAUGAGGAGGAGGAAGAGGAGGAAUUAGAUGAAGACAAUGAAUUGGAUGAAAUUGACAAAAUUGAAGAAGAAGAAGUGGAAGAGAAAGAGCAGGAAAACGAUUCUGAUAUAAUGGAGAAGGAGGAAAAAAGUAAAGUGGAGGUUUCUAAAAAGGGUAUGAUAAGGAAAAAGUGGAGUAUUGAGGAUGAACAAGAUGUUUCAGAUUUCAGAGAAAUUAUAGGUUAUGAGCCUCUCGAGAGUAUUUUAAAUGAUAUUAAAGUAAAUAAUACAGAGUAUUCAGAGAAUUCCGAAAAUGUGGUGCUAAAAUAUCCUUAUGAAUUGGAUGAUUUUCAGAAAAGAGCAAUCAUAAAUAUACAUAAAGGAGAUCAUGUUUUGGUGGCAGCCCACACUUCAGCAGGAAAGACAGCAGUUGCAGAGUAUGCAAUAGAAUUAGCAAACAAGAAUGGAAGAAAAGCAAUAUAUACAUCUCCAAUAAAAGCUUUAAGUAGUCAGAAAUAUCGUGAGUUUUUGAAUAGAUUUAGGGAUUAUCCAGCACAUUCAUCAUUUACUCAAAGAAACAGAAUAGGUAUCAUAACGGGGGAUGUAAGUAUAAAUCCUGAUGCACAAUGUGUGAUAAUGACUACGGAGAUAUUGAGAACAAUGCUGUAUAGGAAUGAUCCAUGUAUUGAGCAAAUUCAGACAGUAAUAUUUGAUGAGGUUCAUUAUAUUAAUGAUUUGGAAAGAGGUGUGGUUUGGGAAGAAGUUUUAAUAUUAUUGGAUCCUAAAGUUCAAUUAGUUUUGUUAUCAGCAACAAUUCCUAACUACAUGGAAUUUGCCAAUUGGAUUGGAAGAAUUAAACAAAAUACUGUUUAUUGUAUUCGAACUUUGCAUAGGCCAGUUCCUUUGAAACAUUAUCUUUACAUUUAUGAAAAAUGCUUUCAGAUUAUGGAUGAGAAUAAUAAGUUUAAUAUAAAUGGCUACAAGGAGAUGUUGGACUUUAUCAAAACUUCAAAGGCAAAAAAAAGCAUUAGUAGUCUAAAGAACAAAGUUAAUAAGCUUAGUUCGUCUAUAAAUAAAGAAAGUUCUUCUUCUUUGCCUCAAGUACCAGAUCAGAAUCAAAAUACAUUAGAAUAUGACAAAAAUCAAGAAGAGGAUACAGAUAUAGAAAAUGAGCAAACACAAGACCAAGAUCAAGACCAAAACCAAGAUCAAGAGCAAGACCAAGACCAAGACCAAGACCAAGACCAAGACCAGGAUUCAAAGGACCAAAGCAAAGAUCCAUAUAAUCAAAUCCAAGAUUCAAAAGACCAAAACAAAGAUCCAUAUAAUCAAAGCCAGGAUCUAAAAGACCAAAUUUUAGACCAAGAAGUAGACAACAAUAUUGCAAUGCUCAGAAUUUCAGCAAUUAACAAACAGAUUUCUUCAUCUGGUAAAGGAGGAGGAGGCGUUAAGGGCUCUGGAGGGAUUAUAUCAUCUACCACAGAAACCAAGUUUAAAACUGAAGUUUAUAGGUUACAGGUGUUUUUGAAGCUUUUAGAGAAAAAUGAACAGUUACCUGUUAUUCUAUUUGGAUUUUCUAGAAGAAAGGUAGAACAAUUAGCAACUAGUCUUCCAAAUUUGAACUUUUUGUAUAAUCACAAUGAAAAGAGUAAUAUCAUAACUUUUAUCAAGGAAUCUACAAAUAAGCUAAAUGAGAUGGAUCAGAAAAUUCCUCAACUUUUGCAAUGUAAAGAGUUAGCUUUGAGAGGUAUUGGGAUUCAUCAUAGUGGUAUGCUUCCAAUAAUUAAAGAAAUGACUGAGAUAUUAUUUACUAGAGGAUUAAUAAAAGUAUUGUUUGCAACUGAGACAAUAUCUAUGGGAAUCAAUUGUCCAGCUAGAUCAAUAGUUUUCACAAGCAUUAAAAAGUAUGAUGGAAGAAAAAACAGAAUACUUCUUUCUUCUGAGUAUACACAAAUGUCAGGAAGAGCUGGUAGAAGAGGUAUCGAUACUUUUGGUAAUGUAUUUAUUUUUAAUUCAUCUCAUGAAACUAUACCAGAAUGUAUUGAUAUUGUAAAGAUGAUGCUUAAUACUUACUUACCAGUACAAAGUAAAUUUAGGUUGACUUACCAGAUGAUUCUCCAACUUUCUUGUAGACAUUCUCUUACAAUUGAGGAUAUGAUGACUAAAUCUUUCAAAGAAAUGUUUAGGGCUAUUAACCUCCCAAUUUUCCACAGGAAUUUAAACAGAAAACUCAAAAGACAUCAAAUUAUAGUUUCAAAACUCAAUUCUAUUUUCGAGUCUUUUAAUAGUAAUUUAGUGAUCUCAAAUUUCACCCAAAAGCAUACACAAGAUCAAGAUCAAGAUCAAGAUCAGGUUCAGGAUCAUCCAAGCCAAAAGUCUCUCUUGGAUAUGAUCAAUAAUCUUAUUUCAACAAUUCAGGCUUCUAGCUCUAUUUCAUUCCAUCUUUUUCAAAAGCUUUCUAAUUCUUCAAUUAAUAAAAACAUUCUUACUCAGAAGAUUCUUAACCCAGGGAGAUUGAUUCUUUUUAACUCCUUUGCACUAACAGGUAAUUCUCUCCCAAUGUUUGCAAAUAUUCUGGAAUACAAUCCAAGUUCUACCCUCUUUUCAGUGAUUGUAUACUCUCCACAGUUUACUGACUUUGAGGCUAACUCACAAAACCAGGCCUUCUUUAGUUUAAAAAAUGAUAACAAUAACAACAACAGUUCUGAUACUCUAGAAAAGUCAAAUACAAAUUACCAGUUUUACGAUGUGGUGGAAGAAAGCAUUCAGAAAUACCAAAAUUCUAAUAAGAACAGGCAAAUCAAUGUUGUACAGAGCCUCAUAGACUUUGAUAGGUCGAGCAAGCAUGGCCAAAAGAACUCAUCUUCAUCCUCCUCAUCUUCAUCCUCCUCAUCUUCAUCCUUUUCAUCUUCAUCUUCCUCAUCCUCAUCUUCCUCCUCAUCCUCCUCAUCCUCCUCAUCCUCCUCAUCCUCCUCCUCCUCAACAAUAGUUAAGCUGAUUCAUCACUCUAAUUUUAGCUCCCAAGAACUGUUUUCUAAUACCCAAGACCUGAGCCUGAGCCAAUUCAACCCCAAUUUCAUCAAUUCUGGGAAGACUAACAAUCCUCUAUUUAACAAUAUUAACCAUUACUAUAUCUUCCAAAACGUCCCAUCUGAACUUUUCAUGUUUGUAUUUGAUUUUAAUGCUGUUACUUCAUUUUCUUCUUCUGACCAAACUUUACUCAAGAACAUCAACUUUAAAGACAAAUCCAUCCUACACAAUAUUGCGGUAUUACUGAAAAAUUCUCUCCAAGACUUUUUCUCUAAUUCUAAUUGUAUUAAUACCUCCAAUAAUCUCACAAAAACUAGUGGGGACAGUAAAACAUCCCAUAAUUCUAAUCCAAUUCCCAAACCCAAGAACAAAAACAAAAAAAGUAUGAAGGUUAAUCUUUUUGAAUUUAUUAACCACCAAGAACAACAAAAACAAAUACCCCAGGGACACAGUACAGGCUACUCUUCCUCUUCCUCUUCUUCUUCCUGCUCCCUUGAAAACUGGCCAAAACUAUUACCCAUAUCUAAAACACUCAAAUCUAUUGAAAUUGAAUACUUUGACCUCUUGCAAAAAUAUAAUGAUUUAUUUUCUGAGUUUGUCAACAAUAAUGUAUUCAAAAGUUCUUACUCUUUUAUUAUACAAGAAAAUCAAAAUCAAUCUGAUAAUAAUAACAACUCAAUUAUUCCUCUUAUUGUGGAACUUAACAAACUAGAUCACGAAAUAUCCAUUUACAAACAUUUCAUUAAUGAUGAAAGUUUAGAUGAUUAUCCAGAAAUGAAGCUUAAAAUACAAUUACUUAUUGAAAAAGGAUUCCUAAAUGAUAAUCUUACAAUUACAACUAAAGGUAGAAUUGCAUCUGAAUUACUCACAAGUGACGAACUCACUCUUAUUGAAAUACUACUUAAUGGAAUGUUACAUAAAUUAAAUAUUCAUGAAAUCACUGCUAUUUUAUCUUGUUUUGUAUUUCCAGAAAAAAUGGAAUCUUUUUCUAAUUCAAAUAUUAAUAAUAAUAAUGGUUGUGGUGGUAGUAAUAAUAUUAUUAAUAGUAAUAAUAACAUGAAUAAUAAUAAUAAUAAUGGAAACAAAGGAAUUGAAUCAAGAACCAAUAAUUAUUACCCAAAAUUAAACAUUCUUAAUGAUAGACCGUCCCUUCCUUCAGUUGAACUUUUAAAUGCUCAUGAUGAACUUAUUAACAUACAUACUGACUAUGAAAAAACUCAUUAUAAACAUCAAAUCAAUUUAGAUACUGAACAUUUUUGGUCUUUAUGUAAUGAUAAAUUUAUGCUCAUUGCUUAUAAAUGGUCCAAUAAAGAAUCUCUUAAAGAUAUUAUGGAAUUUGUACAUAAUUCAGAAAUGAAUCUUCAUGAAGGUACAAUUGUUAGAACUAUUCUAAGACUUGAUGAACUUGUUAGGAAACUUAUCAUUGCAUCCAAAGUGAUGGGUGACCAAAUUCUUCAGGAUAAACUUUCCCUAAUUCAUGAAAAUAUUGCAAGAGAUAUCAUCUUCAUGACUUCUCUUUAUUUUAACUCAAAUUAA
This is a messenger RNA of Cryptosporidium ubiquitum, 4578 nucleotides long. RefSeq names its product mRNA translation inhibitor. Bases 1 to 4578 code for a protein of 1525 amino acids. NCBI's taxonomy places the organism in Eukaryota, Apicomplexa, Conoidasida, Eucoccidiorida, Cryptosporidiidae. The record is from RefSeq and is a predicted model, not a curated record. The transcript has a single exon. Gene Ontology annotation, cellular component: Ski complex. Gene Ontology annotation, biological process: nuclear-transcribed mRNA catabolic process, 3'-5' exonucleolytic nonsense-mediated decay. Gene Ontology annotation, molecular function: RNA helicase activity; ATP binding; nucleic acid binding.